GCAAACGAUAUUACAUUUGUAAAAAAAAAGUGAUCGCGCUAAAAAAAUGCAUGUGAUAAUUUCAAACCUGUUCCUUUUUAUUCUUGCUACAACUGUAGAAUCAAAAGCAAAAAACAAUGAUAACCUUACGACUUAUCAAAAGAUGGUUGAAGUUAUUAAGCUGUCAAAUAAACCCUUUUUGAGUGACAUCGACAAAAAAGACAAUCUUGUUGAAUGGUUUUCAAGUGAAUCUUCAUCAAUAUGGGAGCAAGUGAAAAGUUUCACUGAUGAAGUUAUUCUUCCGUUAAAUUUUACUUCCACACUUAUCAGCGAAAAACAAGAUGAGUUGGAAGCACUUUCAGAGUUUUUGAAAAAAGGAAGUAAAAUAAGAAUCAAAAAUGAUUUUUCAAAUUUUCUUUCAAAAAAGGACAAGUUCUUUCCCCAAACCAUUUCAAGCAGUAAUAUGACAUUUGAUCCAAACUGGAUUGCCUUAGUUAUCUAUUAUAUAAGAACUUCUUCAUUGAUUCAUUUGGCACUUAUGGAUCCUCAACGUUCUAAAACAAAGAGAUUAAAUAAAUGUGCGCUUCAUCAUGAAUUAGAACUGCUGAGAGAAGAUGUUAUUGGAGCAGCUAAACAUCUUUAUAAGUUAAGAUAUCAGCACACCUUAAAAGGUGCUGGUAUCGGAAACUUGAAAGAUGUCCCUGAAGGCAUAUUGCUUGAUAGUUCUAUGAUUCCUAAAUAUAAAAAAUCAAGUGACACACAAGGAUACUUUUCCUUCAGUGACACAUUUUUAAAUGAUAAUGUUUCGAUUUCCUUGCCUCAUAUCAAACAUUUUUAUUUUGAUCUCAUUGUAAGAGAAAGCUUGACUUCUACGAUUGAACGAAUGACUAUGUUUUACAAUAGCUUAAUUGGGAGCAACUGUGAUGAGGUAAUGGCUGAGGCUGGAUGCCAGUGUCCAAAAAUGAUUUUAAGUGAAGAAGUUCGAUUUGCUUAUUCUGAUGAUUGUUAUGGUGAAGUUCAAAACAGAGCUAUCAAGUGCAGACUGCCUUGCUUAGAUUAUGAUGGAACAAACAAAUAUAUUUGUGUCUUUGGUGCUGCUCUUGAAACUGGUUCGUGGUACGUAGAAGAAGUAAGCGAAACUAAAAGAGAAGAAAAUCCUGAUCGCUAUAGCAACCGUGCUUAUUGUAAUCCUCCAAGUCAAAAUGAUUGGGAUCAAUGUAUGAAUGUUCAAAAUCUAAACAAAAAUGUGUUAGUGCUAAGUGAAAAAUCAGCCGAUAAACAGAAAAAGGUUAAUCCAAAAUCACAAAAGAAACCUCCUCCAAAAUCACGCAUUAGUUCAGCUGCUUUGGCAUCUCUUGCCGGUGGUGGUUAAUAAUAGUUAUUUAAAGUAUGUAAUAAAAUGAAAAUUAUGCUUAAUUGUAAAAUUAUUUUAAA
This is a messenger RNA of Hydra vulgaris (swiftwater hydra), 1413 nucleotides long. RefSeq lists its product as uncharacterized. NCBI's taxonomy places the organism in Eukaryota, Metazoa, Cnidaria, Hydrozoa, Anthoathecata, Hydridae. The record is from RefSeq and is a predicted model, not a curated record.